Messenger RNA from Drosophila suzukii, 506 nucleotides. NCBI's taxonomy places the organism in Eukaryota, Metazoa, Arthropoda, Insecta, Diptera, Drosophilidae. The record is from RefSeq and is a predicted model, not a curated record.
AUGUUCAAAUACGCUGUUGUCAUCAUGGCCAUCAUUGCCUGCGUUGCUGCCAAGCCCGGACUCCUGGGUGCUCCUCUGGCCUACACUGCUCCCCUGGCCUACGCUGCUCCCCUGGCCUACGCUGCCCCUGCUCCAGUCGUGACCGCCACCAGCAGCCAGGUGAUCGCCAGGAACUACAAUGGAAUCGCCGCCGCUCCAGUGAUUGCUCCCGUGGCUGCUCCAGUGGUCGCCAAAUACGCAGCUGCUCCUCUGGCUGCUCCUUUGGCCUAUUCCUCCCCCUUGGCUUACUCCUCCCCCUUGGCUUACUCCGCCCCCCUUAGCUACGCCGCUGCUCACGCACCACUGUUUAUUUAAAUCAAACUGUGAUCACCUAGGAAAAUACAUAUAAAUUUAAUAUAAACGAAUGUUGCCAGAAAGAGUUUAGCUUUUUGUAUGGAUUGGUAAAGAAGAAAUGACUUGUUCUAAUAUCCCGCUCUUAACAUGGUUGUUUACGCGAACGUGCCACG